This is a messenger RNA of Guillardia theta CCMP2712, 1517 nucleotides long. RefSeq lists its product as hypothetical. NCBI's taxonomy places the organism in Eukaryota, Cryptophyceae, Pyrenomonadales, Geminigeraceae. Bases 37 to 1425 code for a protein of 462 amino acids. The transcript is spliced from 3 exons. Gene Ontology annotation, molecular function: microtubule motor activity; ATP binding; microtubule binding. Gene Ontology annotation, biological process: microtubule-based movement. The record is from RefSeq and is a predicted model, not a curated record.
AGCGAGCUGGCGGACCAGCUGAAGGGGCUGCUGGAGAUGGAGAGACAGAAGGCGCUGGCGCAGACAAAAAUCGCGUCAGCUCAGGAAGAUGCGGAGGAGAGGAGGAAACAAGUGUCAGAGCUGCAGGAACAGGUGUUGACGUUACAGCAGAAGUUGACGGCCACUGAGCAGCAGCGCAAGAAGCUGCACAACGAGCUGCAGGAGCUCAAGGGCAACAUCCGCGUGUUCGCCCGCAUCAGGCCGGGGGACAACCAACCCAGCGUGCUCGAGGUGGAGGAGGAGGACUCGCGGAUCACGGUGAGGGGAGGGGGAGGAAGUCACGCGUUCAAGGUAGACAAGGUCUUUCCGCCCCUCUCCUCCCAGGAGCAGGUCUUCAGCGAGGUGUCCGCGUUCGUCCAGAGUGCGCUUGACGGCUACAACGUGUCGCUGUUCGCCUACGGUCAGACGGGGGCCGGCAAGACGUUCACCAUGUUCGGCAGGGGCGAACAGGAGGGAAUCAUUCCCCGCUCCCUCGCUCAGAUCCUGCAGGACGCGGAGGAGAAGAGGGGGGAUGGCUGGACUGUCGAGCUGAGCGCGUCCUUCCUCGAGAUCUACCAGGAGAACAUCCGAGACUUGCUCGAGGAGGGCGAAGGCAAGCAGCACAAGAUCGUGCAGGGGCCCCGCGGGAGGAUGGAGGUGACGGAGCUGAGGGAGGUGGCGGUGAGCUCGCGAGAAGACCUGGAUAGGAUCAUCAGGACGGCGGAGGAGCACAAGACCAUGGCGAGGACGGAGAUGAACGAGCGGUCAUCCCGCAGCCACACAGUCUUCAUCCUCCGCAUCUCGAGCUCCAACGCCUCCAGCAAGCAGCUCCUGCACGGCACCCUCAACCUCAUCGACCUCGCGGGCUCCGAGCGGCUGGACAGGACGCAGGCAGCUGGGGUGCAGCUGAAGGAGGCGCAGGCGAUCAACAAGUCGCUCUCUGCUCUCUCCGACGUCUUCCUUGCCCUGUCCAAGAAGCUUGCGCACGUGCCCUACCGGAACUCGAAGCUCACGUUCCUCCUCCAGCCCUGCCUGUCCGGAGACGGCAAGGCCCUCGUCGUCACCAACGUCUCCCCCGACCCGAGCUCCUGGCACGAGACCGUGUGCACCCUCCGCUUCGCCAGCAUCGUCAGCUCCUGCGAGCUCGGGAAGGCAACGAGACACGUCAGCAAGAUGCAGGCGGACAAUGCUGGGGACGCGAGCGGGAAAGAAGAAGACAUGCAGACCCCGAGGAAGAAAUCCAACGAUGUCAUGAGGACCAGCUCUUCCAGCAUCACUACUCCCCAGCAGGACCGAGAUGUUCGACCGUCCUCGGCCAGCCGCCCUCCUUCUUCCGCCUCCCGUCUUCGAACUCCGUCAGCUUCUCGUCUCCGCCCUCCCAGCGCUUCGACCCCACAGAGACGAUGAAGGGAAGGCGAGGAGCGACGCCGAGAGUUGUGAGAUAUCUUGUGAUGUUUGAAGUUUUGAUGUUCACUGUGUUACAAAACUUUUUCUAAACA